Messenger RNA from Lutra lutra (Eurasian river otter), 2634 nucleotides. It is a transcript of the gene CATSPER1, whose product is annotated as cation channel sperm associated 1. Gene Ontology annotation, cellular component: CatSper complex; membrane. Gene Ontology annotation, molecular function: calcium-activated cation channel activity; voltage-gated calcium channel activity. The record is from RefSeq and is a predicted model, not a curated record. Lineage: Eukaryota; Metazoa; Chordata; Mammalia; Carnivora; Mustelidae. Gene Ontology annotation, biological process: calcium ion transport; flagellated sperm motility; transmembrane transport. The transcript is spliced from 12 exons. Bases 50 to 2500 code for a protein of 816 amino acids.
UUAGGCCCACAUUUUGAGCUCUCCUCAUUCCAGUGUUCCUAGCAUAGUCAUGGAUCAACCUUCAUUGGCUGAAAAGGCUCACAAUGAGGCAGACACCAACAAUUUGGAUAUGUUAUCUCACCCUGAUUCACCAACCUCAUAUCACAGGCCAAGGCAUAGCAGAGUACACCGCCAUCACGGUGCGUCCCACCACCAUGGUGGGUCCCACCAUCACAGUGAGUCCCACCAUCAUGGUGGGUCCCACCAUCAUAGCACAUCCCGUCACCACAGUGAGUCCGACCAUCAUGGAGUAUCCCACCAUCAUGGUAGAUCUCACCACCUUGGUAAAUUCCAAGACUUUCAUGACAAUACCCCCUCCCACCAUUCCCUUCACUCCCACCAUUCCCACCACUCCCACCACUCUCACCACCAUGGUGAAGCCCACCAUCAUGGCAGAGCCUACAACCACACAUCCCUUGCACUGGCUCCUUCUCAAAGCACUAUCUACUCCCAUCAUUCCCUUGGUGAGGGCCCCUUUGAUAGUGAGUACCACCAUGGUAGCAGAAGACAUCAUGGUAGGCCCCACCACCAUGGUGAGCCCCACCACCAAGGGGGGUCCCACUACCACAGGGGGUCCUACCACCAUGGUGAGCCCUACCACCAUGGAAGGUCCCAUCACCGUGGUGAGUCCUACCACCAUGGUGGGUCUCACCACCAUAGGGAACCACACCACCAUGCUAGGCCCCACCACCACAGUGAGGUUUCUCACCAUAGUGGGCUCCAUUACCAAGGUGAGCCUUACUAUCAUAAAGAUUCCUACACGUAUGGUGGCUCUCACCAUCAUGGUGAGUCCUAUCACCAUGGCAGGCACCAUCACCAUGAAGCCCACCACCACAGAGGGCCUCUUCAUCAUGGUGAGACCUCUUCCCACCAUUCCUAUGUGGACUCCUAUCAUGAUCAGUUGAUACCUCACUACUCUGAUAAAUACAGCCACCACCACCGUGGCCACCACGGUGAACACCACCAUGGCCACCAUGGCCACCAUGAUGAACAUCAUCACAGGGAGUAUCACCAUAGUGUGCAUCGUUAUGAUUAUCUCCAUGACGAUCACCACUACAGGGAGUACUAUCAUGGAAGCUCCCACAGCUUGGGCCCAUACAAGUCUCACAGUGUGGCCAGAGCUGUCCUUGGCCCUUCCCGCUCUUAUUCAGCAAUUCUCCGACCUAGCAUAGCACGGGUACAGCACUCAGCCUUUAGCUUGACUCGUUCCCACAGUUCUGUGCGCUCACAUGCAUCCCAGACGUUCAGCAAAGUCCAUCCUCGGGAUUCCUCCACUAAAACUUCCUCGGAAAGCUGGACAGAAGAAGAUGAGCAAUUUCAGAAGCGCAAAACUGCCAGAGCUCAGCGGGCCCACAAGAGGCUGCACACCAUGGACCUCUUCAGCAGAUUGUGGGAAAAUUUAAGCUACCUCAUUCAGGACUUCCGGAGAAUGCUUAGGAAACUGACUCAGUCCCUGCCCUUUGAAGCCUUCAUCUUCCUUGUUGUCUGCCUCAACACCAUCAUGCUUGUGGCCCAGACCUUUGCUGAAGUCGAGAUCCGGGGCGAGUGGUACUUCAUGGCCUUCGACUCCAUCUUCCUCUGCAUCUACGUGGUGGAAGCUGCCCUCAAGAUCACUGCCCUGGGCUUCAAGUAUUUUUCUGACCCUUGGAACAACCUCGACUUCUUCAUCAUGAUCAUGGCCAUGCUGGACUUCCUGCUCUUUCAGUACAACUCCUUCUCCUUCGUCUACCACCAAAGCGUCUUCCGGAUCUUCAAGGUUUUCAAGAGCUUGCGGGCCCUGAGGGCCGUCCGGGUCCUGCGGAGGCUCAGCUUCUUGACCAGCCUCCAGGAAGUGACCGGGACUCUGGUGCGGUCCCUGCCAUCCAUCACGGCCAUCCUGAUCCUCAUGUUCACCUGCCUCUUCCUCUUCUCUGUGGUCCUCCGGGCUCUGUUCCGUCACUCCGACCCCAAGCGCUUCCGGAGCAUUCUGUCUACCAUCUUCACACUCUUCACCAUGCUCACCCUGGACGACUGGUCCCUCAUCUACCUGGACAGCCGCGCCCAGGGUGCCUGGUACAUCGUCCCCAUUCUCAUGAUUUACAUCAUCAUCCAGUACUUCAUCUUCCUCAACCUGGUGAUUGCAGUCCUGGUGGAUAACUUCCAGAUGGCUCUGCUUCAGGGCUUGGAGAAACUGAAGCAGGAGAGGGCCGCCUGGAUCCGUGAGAAGAUCCUGGACGACUCACUGACAGAACUCAGCAGAUCAGACCCUGAAGAGAUGGUGAGUGAACACACCAGACAGAAGCAGCUCAUUGAGAAAAAAUUUGGGACCAUGACUGAGAAGCAGCAGGAGCUCCUGUUCCACUUCCUGCAGCUGGUGGCUGGGGUAGAGCAUCAUCAACAGAAAUUCCGCUCCCAGGCGUCCGUUCUUGAUGAGAUUGUGGACACUGCAUUCGAGGCUGGAGAAGAGGACUUCAGGAAGUGACUCCUGGACGGAGAGAGACACUGGCUGUGGAUUUCAGCCUCCGACAAGCUGCCCACUGCCUUGGGUCCGGACAAGUCCCCUGCUAUGCUGGAAUGAUCGUCGGGCUUGCAGGGCUGGUCCUAACAGAGUUUUUA